Molecule: messenger RNA, 7951 nt
Organism: Chionomys nivalis (European snow vole)
Lineage: Eukaryota; Metazoa; Chordata; Mammalia; Rodentia; Cricetidae
Product: RIMS-binding protein 2-like
Biological process (GO): intracellular protein transport; neuromuscular synaptic transmission
Molecular function (GO): protein binding
Source: RefSeq, a predicted model, not a curated record
CCCACAGCAUAUGCGAGAGGCUGCUGAACGGCAGCAACAGCUGGAGCUGGAGCAUGAGCAAGCCCUGGCCAUCCUCAAUGCCAAGCAGCAGGAGAUCCAGUUUCUGCAGCAGGCUCAGAUUGAAGCUAAGAAGGAGCAUGAAGGUGCUGUGCAGCUGUUAGAGGUGAGCACAGGAAUGGCCAUCUCAGUCAUGUGCAGACCUUCCUCGGUGGUCCUAGGGGUCUGGAAGCAAAACAGCCACCGGGUCCCAUCAUCUGGGCUGGCACACUGGAAGCGCCUGGUGGACCGUCUGGAAAACAUGAGGAAAAAUGUGGCCGGGGAUGGUGUGAACCACUGCAUUCUGUGUGGAGAGCAGCUGGGCAUGCUGGGAUCUGCCUGUGUCAUGUGUGAAGACUGUAAGAAGAAUGUCUGCACCAAGUGUGGGGUGAAGACCUCCAACAACCGCCCACAUCCGGUAUGGCUGUGUAAGAUCUGCCUUGAGCAGAGGGAGGUCUGGAAGCGCUCAGGAGCAUGGUUCUUCAAGGGUUUUCCCAAACAGGUUCUUCCACAGCCCAUGCCUAUAAAGAAGACCAAGCCCCAGCAGGCUGCUGGUGACGUGGAAGAAAGGAGGGCCCCAGGUCAGAAGCCAGGCCCCGAUAUCCCCUGUGCUCCUGGGCGAGGAAGCCAUGGGCCUCCCAUGCGCAGGGCCUCUGAGGCACGAAUGAGUACAACUGCCCGGGACUCUGAGGGCUGGGAGCAUGGUCACGGUGGGGGUGCUGGAGAUGCCAGUCGGAGCCCAGCAGGAAUCCUCCUUUCCCUCGAGUCGCAACGAAGAAGACAAAGACGAAGAAGACUAAGAAGAGAAGAAGACGAACAGAACAGACGAAGAGAACAGGUCCGAGAGCUGGAAGAGAAAUGCUGUGUGCAGAGUGAGCAGUUUAACCUUUUGUCCCGGGACCUGGAGAAGUUCUGGCAACACACUGGGAGUUUUGACCUGCUGGGCAGCAGCUCAGUGGCCUUGCUGGAUGUCCCCUUGGCCCCUGGCAAGCCUUUCCCACAGUACAUGAAUGGACUAGCCACUUCCAUACGCAAAGGUCACGAGGGUCCCACUGGACACUACUCUGUGAUUGGGGACUAUAUCCUGUUGUCUGAGGACAAGCUGGAGCCUCCGUGUGUGAAGCCCUCCUUCCUGUUACGAUCCAGCAGCCCAAGAUGCAGAUUUGAGUCCGAGAUGGACAAUGACCGGAACUCUAACAACUCCAAGCAAAGCAGCUCUGGGAACCUGUGUUUCGCCCGCUACAGCUACAACCCCUUUGAUGGGCCCAAUGAGAACCGGGAAGCCGAGCUGCCUCUCACGGCAGGAAAGUACCUCUACGUCUAUGGAGACAUGGAUGAGGAUGGAUUCUAUGAAGGGGAGCUGUUGGAUGGGCAGAGGGGCUUGGUGCCCUCCAACUUUGUGGAUUUUAUCCAAGACAAUGAGUCACGACUGGCUGGUACUCUGGGGAGUGAGCAGGACCAGACCUUUCUCAAUCAUUCUGGCAUCAGCCUGGAGCAUGAGAGUUUCCUUCACCUUCACUCCCCAACUCAAGUGGACUCGGGCGUCACCGACAGUGGUGGGGGGACUCUGGACAUGAGCAUCGAUGACAUCGGAGAAGACAUUGUGCCUUACCCUAGGAAAAUUACCCUUAUCAAACAGCUUGCCAAAAGUGUCAUCGUGGGCUGGGAGCCCCCCGCUGUACCACCCGGCUGGGGCACCGUGAGCAGUUAUAACGUGCUGGUAGACAAGGAGACACGCAUGAGCCUCGCCCUGGGUAGGAGAACCAAGGCAUUGAUCGAAAAACUUAACACAGCCGCCUGCACCUACCGCAUCUCCGUGCAGUGCGUCACGAGCCGGGGCAACUCGGACGAGCUACAGUGCACGCUGCUGGUGGGCAAGGAUGUAGUCGUAGCGCCAUCCCAGCUACGUGUGGACAAUAUCACACAGAUCUCUGCUCAGCUCUCCUGGCUGCCUACCAACAGCAGCUACAGCCAUGUCAUCUUCCUCAACGAGGAGGAACUGGACAUCGUGAAGGCCACCAGGUACAAGUAUCAGUUCUUCAACCUCAGGCCUAAUAUGGCUUACAAAGUGAAGGUCUUGGCCCAGCCCCACCAGAUGCCCUGGCAGCUGCCCCUGGAGCAGAGGGAGAAGAAGGAGGCCUGUGUGGAGUUCUCCACACUGCCUGCAGGUGAGCCCCCAGCCCCACCCCAAGAUGUCACCGUCCAAGCUGGGGCCACAGCCGCCAUUGUUCAGGUCUCCUGGAAGCCCCCUGCGCUGACUCCCACUGGGCUGUCCAAUGGAGCGAAUGUCACAGGAUAUGGAGUGUAUGCCGAAGGGCAGAGGGUGGCUGAGGUCAUCGCCCCCACAGCAGACGGCACAGCAGUGGAGCUGGUCCGGCUGCGGAGCCUGGAGGCCAAGGCCGUGAGUGUGCGUACCCUGUCCACACAGGGAGAGUCGAUGGAUUCUGCCCUCGCGGCCAUCCCCCCUGACCUCCUGGUGCCUCCAGCCCUCCACCCGAGGACUGCUCCCCCACCAAAGCCAUUAGCAAGUGACCUGGAUACCAAAGACCAACACCUGGGUCCCCGUCAAAUGGAUGAGUCCUGGGAGCAGAGCCGGCCACCCGGCCCCGCACAUGGCCACAUGUUGGAACCACCUGACAUGCACAGUGCUGGCCCAGGCAGAAGGUCACCCUCACCCAGCCGGAUCCUCCCUCAGCCACAAGGAGCCCCUGUGUCCACCACCGUUGCCGAGGCCAUGGCCCGUGAGGCUGCACAGAGGGUGGCUGAAACCAGCAGGUUAGAGAAAAGGAGCCUCUUUCUAGAGCGAAGCAGUGCUGGGCAAUAUGCCAACUCAGACGAGGAGGCUGGCUGUGCCUCCCCCGAGGUCAAGAGGAGGGGUACAUCUGUGGAUGACUUCCUGAAAGGGUCAGAGCUGGGCAAGCAGAUUUUAGGAAACCCCGCUUUGAUGGGGCGAGGAGACCGGAUGGAUCACGUGAGCCGAAGGUAUUCUCACAGUGGUGGAGGUCCUCAGAGGCACCGGCCGGCAAUGGCUCCAUCCAUUGAUACCCAGGGGAGCAGAAUUCCUGCCAUCUGCUUUGGCUUCCUUUUCAUCAUUGACUGCAAGUGGAGCUCUGUCCCCAUCCAUUCCUGCUGUGUGGUCAGCUGAAGAUUUAAGACGAGGAGGACAAGCAGGUUCACUGGAUCCUGUCCAUGGUCUGAAAAAGCUCUUUAGUUGCCAUGGGAUAGCAAUUGCAGUUGAAUAUUUUUGGAAGCUUGGCAACAGAAACAUCACUGUGUUUGUCCCACAGUGGAGAACAAGGCGUGAUCCUAAUGUCACAGAACAGCACUUCUUAAACCAGCUCCAGGAGCUUGGAAUAUUAACUUUAACUCCUGCCCGGAUGGUCUUUGGAGAACGGAUUGCUUCUCAUGAUGACAGGCCAGCCAGGGUUACCUGGUGAGAUCCCACCUCCCAAAAGGAGGAAUUUGGAUUCCAAGCUUCUCCAGUGAUAUGUAAUUUUUGCAACUCUAUUCUGGUGUUCCUGCUACACUUAGCGGACCAAACUGGGGGCAUAAUUGUAACAAAUGAUAACUUCAGAGAGUUCGUGACUGAGUCGGUGUCCUGGAGAGAAAUUAUUACAAAAAGAGACAUGCAGCCACUACUCAGUGUCCUGCCAGAUGUGGGCAUGUUCGAUCCUAGCUUCCGGAGCCCCAACACCCAAGUAGCCAACACCAGCCACCAGCCUCCAUCCCGGAACCAGGGAGCCUCUUCAGGCCCUUGGCUUCCUCAGCAGCCCCACUUCACACCCCUGGCCACCGUUCCCAGUAUGCAGCAGAACCUUCUCGUACCAGCACAGAGAUCUUCCGCAGAGACCAGUGAGCUGAGGGCGGCUCUGCUGAAGAUCUUCCCUGACUCUGAGCAGAAACUGAAGAUCGACCAGAUCCUGAUAGCUCAUCCAUACAGGAAAGACCUGAAUGCCCUUUCUGCCCUGGUACUGAACUGAAGGCUGGGCUGAGAGCCCACUGCUGAUGGGGACCAGAGGAAGCCGCCUACUGUGGAGUCCCUUACUGGGGAGAAGCUUUCCAGAGUGCACAGUGCUGCUCUCGGUAGGAGAAGGAAGGGAUGUGUUUUAUAUAUACAAAAGUCUGGAUUUUCAAAGCCAGCUUUUUCCUAUAUAUAAAUUAUGCUGCUAUUACAGAUUGAACAUUUUCUGUAAAAGAAAAGUACAUUUUCUGCCUGUUCAGAACUGUUUAAUAGCAGUUACUCUUGAGUGUAUUUACAACUUUAUGUUUUUUAAACUAUUUUCCUUAAAGCUGAAGAAAAAUUGACAAAUGAAUAUGGUUAGCCUUUCUAAAUAAAAUUAAAAAAUAAAAAAAAGGGGAUUGCUUCCUUAAGGAAAGCAAGCCCUCUUAAAGUAUAUUUUCUUGAGGUGAUCUGUUCUGUCCCCUCACAUGGUGUGUGCUCCCCUGCCUUCCUCCUUGCAGCUGGCCCGCUCCACUCUUCUGGGUCUUCUCAGCAGCCAUCUGUGAGAGUGCAGAACUGGAGCCACUAGAUGGCACUUGGUGCCUGGCUGUAGUCAGCGACAAGACAAAGUCAGACUCAGAAGAGCAGGGUGACAAUUCAGUCCAUUCAGUUCCAUCCUUCUUCCUCUCCGCUGGACAGAGAAGGGAAACGAGUCCCAGCGUACUCCCUGAUUGGCCCAGCUCCCUAAUGCCCUCCCCAGCUGAGGCCACCAUGUUCCUGAUCUGAUUCCACAGAAGGUGAGGUAGGAUUGGAGAGUCUGCUGAGGAACUCCCUUCUGUGGCCAGCAUGAGUCCACAGCCCACAAGUAUGGGGAAGAAUCCCAUGUGGAGUUUGUACAGCUUUGCCAAAAGUUUUCUAUUCUCAAGGAUGACCCAAGCCAAUAAAUAGCAUAAGUAGUUUCAGAAGGGGUCUCAAAGCCCUGCUGUUUCCCUCUUCUGUCUUUUAGUGGUCUCUAGCUGCUCUUCCCGAGUCUUUCAGAACCAGUUAUCUCAGUAUCAUCUCUUCUCAGUGUAGCUUGAAUUCUGUGUCUGUGAAACAUUUCCUGGUCAUUCUUAGCAUCUUGACUCUCACCUAGACCUUUUAAGGGCUCUGUGUUUUCCAUCUAUACUGUGUCCCAGCCAUCACAGUCAAUUCCACUGCUCUGUGGAUUGUGUCUUUCUUCUGGUCUCACAGUUAGUGACUGAGGAUGUGGUGCUGGUUGGUUCUCUGUGGUGCAGGGACUAUGUAGAUCCCAGGAUGCUGUCACCAUGCAUAUACUUGGUUUCAUUUGAUCCCUGCAUCCCUCAGGAGAUGAAUACAGAGCUUUCUAGGUGGCCACGGUUGUACUUCAGUCAUGUUCUCCUGAAUUCAUUGACGAUGUAACCUGCUGGGGAGUCGUUUGUCAUCUGUCACUUGGGCUUUUGAGACCUGCAGGCAGUUAAAGUAGAAAACAGACUUUGCAAGGUCCAGGAGUAGACUCACUACAGCCUUCUGCCCCAGCUUCUGAGCACAGUAAAGGUGCCAAGGUGGAGCCAUCCCCAGGACCUCCUGGUCUACUCAGCCCCAGUCCAGCAUUCCUGGGAACAAGGAGAGUCAGGAUGCUCUGUAGAGCACAGGGGCCACAUCCUGAUGCUGGCAGGGAGCAAGGAGCACGAGCUUUCCCAGACUUUCCAGGCAGAUUUACUUUGUUGUGUAACCUCUGUGUUCUUAGUAUUGUUUCUGAGAUACCUGCCUGUGUCCCCUUCCCCAUAUAGGAGGGAAGAAAAGUUGGAGGAAAUCGAGAGGCAUUAAUUACUGUGUAGAUUAUAAUGUGAAAUAUAAUUCUAGACUCUCUGUGAAAUUCAUCACCUUUAGGGGUAGCAUCCAAAUCCCACUCACAACCUGCUUCUCUGCCUCAUCCCAAGCUCUGUUGCUGUUAGGUACUUGUAGAUGCCCAGCCUCCACCCCUCAGUGCCUCCACAGUGAACUGUGGAGUGUCUUGGCAUUCCUCCGUAUGUGGAGUACCUCUGCCUCCUGCAUAUCCUGACAUUUGGGCGAAGUGGUCAACGUGGCUGAGACUGAUCAUUUUGGUCAUUGGUCAAGUAUCUGAUGCUUACAGAGGUUGAAAGGAUAAGUAACUAGUGUAGGUGAUGGACUUCCAGCCGCUGUGCGCAUGCGUGCGUGUGUCGCAGGAGCUGUCCUGGUCCAGUGUGGUGGCACCAUGGUUGGCAGACUCGGCUUUGAGACAGGAUGGAGUUGUGUUUACACGGGCUUGCGAAUGUGUAAAGCAAGAAAGAAGGCUCCACCCUUCUUGCCACUGCCAAGUACCGAGUCCCUCCCCCUGGUAGGGGCAACGGCUGCAGACCCUGUGGCCUCUGCACCAUGCUCACCCUGGUCCUAGCCUGCCUCUCGCAUCUCUUCCAAUGCUUCCCCAUCCUCAGCACUCUGAGCCAUCUCAGCUGGGUCCAUUAGUUGCACUGUUCACUGGCAUUACCACCUUCCUGUUCCCUUUGGUCCCUGAGGUUAAAACGCCCUGCAUUUUGUUGCUGAUGCUUUACUCUGCCUUCCCACGUUUUCACUCCCCAGUUUGCACACUUGGCUUCUGCUCACCACAUGGGAGGAGCCUGGGCAAUCACUGGUUGCCGUUUCAUUGUUAAUGUAAUAGCUACAGACAGGGAGGCCAUUGGCCUUAUUUCUUCCAUUUUCCUUCUAGAUGCUCUGCAUUCCUUUCUUCUCCUUGAAGGCCAAUUCUUAAUGCAGUUUCUCCACCGGUGGUUCUAAAACUGGGCCACACUUAGGACGCCAGUGAAAAGGGCAGCCCUUGCUAAAAUGCAGGUUAUCACACACACCCUGAGGUGUGGGCUCUGCGGUAGAGGAAAGCCUGGAGGCUUGUCCCUUCCACACACCCUGAGUGGCUCCCAGUUGGUGGCCUGGAACUGCACUUUGAGAAGCUGCACUUAUUGUAGGAGGUCACCACUCUUUCCUAAUGUCACCAUUCAUGGUGGUGACACUAAUCCUGUCACUAAGCCUAUGGGAUCAUGACUCCCAGAACCUCAGGAGCUCGGCCUCCAUUCUAUCAUCUUCUAUCAUCUAUUCCCUUGUAUCCUUCUUGGCCCUUGGCUUGCUACUGCUCCCCACUUCCCACAAUCCCCCGUGACACUAUUCUCUCAUGGGUCCCUCAACACUAGGCCACUUUACAACUCCCCUCUCCCAGACUCCAGGGAGCUCAUUCAGGUUCAUCUAGAAGAGCGUUUUUGUGUCCUCCUCCUCCUCCUCCUCUUCAGCUGCCACCAGAGCAUCGAGUUCCUGUCCUCUGAGCCGAGCGCCCAUGGCUGUUGCCCCAUGGCCAGACUUGACUAUCUAUUGUCUAUCCCUGCCACGAUGCUCACCCGCCAUCCAGAUCUGGGUUCCCAGGGGCCCUAUCCAUGCUUAUUUCUCUUCUAGAAAUGGCCCUCUGCCCUACAGCCCUCCUCAAAGGCCCAGCCCUGAGUCUUCUUUGUGCCCUGAACAGAAGCAGCUCUGUGGUAUUCUGUGACCCCCACAGCACUUGGUGUCUCGCUUCUGGCUCUUGCCUCUCCGGCAGGUGUAGCUGCAGCCAGCUGUGUACUGUGUUGCCUCCCUCUAGACUGUGAGCUCCUCGCGGGCAGGGACCCUAUGGUCACUCUGUAUCUCUUGUGGCACCUAACAGUGCCUUGCACUUGGUAGGUGCUCAAUAAAUGUCUGUUCAAGUGAACUGGAGGAUGGUGCCUUCUUGACUGGGGGAACUUUGUUGAUCGUGUUCUAGAGAUGGGACCCACCUCUGUCAGAUGUAGGGGAGGCUUAGCUUGCCUGCUUCACUCUGUCCCCCUUCCCUAGGGCCUUCAGCACAUGCCAUCCUGGUCAACUUGCCCAGACCUGGAAUCCUGACCAGAUGGAACCGUCCAAAGCAGACAGUUGGCUUAGAUAGAUCUCACCUGC